GAAACAUCAGGUAAAUUGAUUGAAAUCUGUGAAUGAUAUUAUAAGUUUGGAUCGACUUAUCACAUGUCCAACACGACCCAUCUGGGGAAUCUUGAAGAAAUCUGGAAGAAAUCCUGCGUUUUAGCUGUUGAUCCCUUUGGCUUUUCGUUACCAGACCCACGUUGUCAGAAGCAGAGCACAGAAACCACUCCAGCCAAAUUCAAAAACUCCACCGCACGCAAUCUAAUCGAAGAACCUUCGUGAAGGUUUUCUCAUCUGGGUCAUCGCUCAAUCGCGGUUUAGGGCUAUGAGGAAGAGGGAGAGAGAGAACCCUUGUGGGGUUUGUGGCCAUUAUCAUAAAUACGAAGAAGGGGAAGUUUGUGGGAUUUGUGGCCAUCGGGUUCCCGCUACAUCGGAGAAAACUUCGUUGCAAUUUGCCGCGUUUCCUUCAGAGAUUUUGCCGGAGUUUCUUUAUCUGGGAAGCUACGAUAACGCUUCCCGCUCUGAACUUUUGAAGACUCAAGGAAUCUCCCGCGUUCUUAAUACUGUGCCUGAUUGUCAAAAUCUCUACAAGAACUCCUUCACUUAUCACUGCCUCCAAUAUGAUAAGACUUUACCUUUUGAUGAUGCUGUUGAAUUCCUAGAGCAAUGUGAAAGAGACAAGGCUCGUGUUCUGGUGCACUGCAUGUCAGGAAAAAACAGGUCUCCAGCUAUUGUAAUAGCAUUCUUGAUGAAAUGCAAAGGUUGGAGACUUGCUCAGAGUUAUCGGUGGGUUAAAGAGCGGAGGCCAUCCGUCGACUUAACUGAAUCUAUCUAUCAGCAGCUGCAAGAGUAUGAGCAGAAGGUUUUUGGAUCAUCCCAAAACACCCUUCCAACCCAUCCAGUCUUCUCUCCUGUUGGUCUGCCUUCUUUUGGCUUCAACUUCCCAAAGACCAGCGACCCAGUUCCUACAACACUAUUCAACACCAUGGCUGCAACUUCGAUCUUUACCCACCCAACCGUAGAUGUACCAUCCCACGAGUUUACGUUUGGCGCUGGGCAGACUCAAAACAGUUUCACCGCUAAUCCACGGAUCAACCAGCAGCCACAUCCAAAUGGGUAAUGCUUAAAACUCUCAAAUCAACCAUCUUAGUAGUUUUGCAAGAUCCAUCCUUUUAGGUUUUUCUUUUAAAAAAAGAAAAAAAAAAACUGCAAAGCAAGUUUGUGUUGUCAGUUGAGCUGAGCCUUGCUGAAUUUGAGGGGUGAAGAAAAGAAUAGUGGGAAACUUUGGGUUUGUAUAAUGGGUUUGUACGUGCAAGAUCAGUGAGAUAUUGUUGACUCAUUACUAAUCAUAUACGAUGUCAUAAAUAUAUCAGCAGCUUCAUCUAUUC
Cucurbita maxima (winter squash) is the source of this 1349-nucleotide messenger RNA. RefSeq names its product protein-tyrosine-phosphatase IBR5-like. Gene Ontology annotation, cellular component: nucleus. The record is from RefSeq and is a predicted model, not a curated record. Lineage: Eukaryota; Viridiplantae; Streptophyta; Magnoliopsida; Cucurbitales; Cucurbitaceae. Gene Ontology annotation, molecular function: MAP kinase phosphatase activity; protein tyrosine/serine/threonine phosphatase activity. Bases 287 to 1081 code for a protein of 264 amino acids. Gene Ontology annotation, biological process: abscisic acid-activated signaling pathway; protein dephosphorylation; auxin-activated signaling pathway. The transcript has 6 exons.